CAUCACAGAGAGCACGACUCUCCGAUGAGGGAGGAAACUCUGCAGCAGUCCUCAUUAAAAUUCCCUGUCCGUACACUCACCACGAAAACCUCCUUUAGAGUGGGUGGCACCGACCGGCGUCCUGCGCGCCUCUUAAUUGCGCACCACGCAUUAACGAGCAUUCACGGAUCACAGUUUCCUCUCCGUGGCCGCGGAUCACGCUGCCUUGAGGCGGAGAGUUGCUUCAUGUCCCGCUAUUUACGGCGUCAAGGUUGAGCGAGAGAGAGAGAGAGAGAGAGAGAGAGAGAGAGGGAGAAAAGGUGGGCAGCAAGAGUCCCACAGGUCCAGCAUAGGGUGGCGCCCUGCGCAUCUCCAUCCAGCGACUGGACACACUGAGCCGGGGGGGGGGACUCACAGUGACACUGUCCGCUCCUGCAGUCCGCUGCUGGGGCUUCUCCGGCUUGUGCUUGUAGCUCAUGAUUGUGACAUUUCUCGGUGGGGGAUUGGCAACAUGUGCGCCUGUGUGGUGUGAAGUGUGACACAGCGGCUUUAAGGUUGCAUUUCUCUCGGAUACGCCAAGUACCCGACGUUACGGCGCACCUUGUGUAAUAGAGAAUCAUGAGCACUGUGGAGGAGGAGCCGGAUCACAUGAUACCAUGAAGACAAGCCUGCAGGUCCUGCGCUGCCAGCUGCUGAGUGUUCUAGCAUUCCUAGCACUGCCAGUAGGACUGUUGUCAUCAGCACAGGAGCUGUAUCUCAGCCAGACGUCCCAGGACUCUGUCUCCAUGGCAGCCACCCACAGCAGCCCCCUGUCUGCCCCCAAACCCUCCCAGCUGGACUUGCAUCAGGAAGGCUCCAGUAGUGGGGAAUGGUCAUCCACAGGAGGCACUCAACCCUCAGACAUCAUCCUUCCUACUGUUACACUCCACCCUUUUGCCUGGCUUCACCCAACCCACACCUCCAGCCUGGCUCAUGAAAAAACUCCCAUUCAUGACACAGAUACUGUUACCCCAAACACUGUGAGCACCAAGCCAGAUCAUGUGACUGAAAGCCGUGUGAUUCAGCCCCAGGAGCCAAGCUCUGAUAUUGUGAACCAAGGCCACAUGCACAAAUUGGUCAGGGUACCUCAAGUCUUUAACCCAGUUACUGUCAGCACUAACCAGGCCAGCAGCAGCAGCAGCCCUAAAUCUCCCAGCACAGAUGUCCCAAAUAUAGAUGUGGAAUCUGCUGCUAGAGGGGCUCCAAACCCCCUGGCCCUUAUGUCCAGCUCUGGAUCAGACAGAGGAGACACACUGGGACCUGAGCUCUCUCCACACCAUGUCCAGCCUCUGAAGUUGAGUGAGGAGGAACCCACAGACCCCAGCCGGCAGUAUGUUCCAGAUCAGCCCUCCUCACUGACCUCCCUCUCCUCUUCCUCAGUGGAUGAUGAUCUUGCACUAGGUUUAAAUCUCAGAAAGCAGGCUUGGGGUGUCCCAGAGGUGGCUGCACACCACACCAUCACCCUGAGGGAGGUGCCUGCGAACAUGAACGAGCCCCCCACUGCUGGGCUGGUGAUAGAGCCAAAGGAAGGGUCUGUCUCUCCUGUCGAGAGCCCGCCAGAGAAUAUAACUUCCACUGCGUCCACCCCAGCCCAGUCCACUGAGCCCAGCCCCAGCACACCCAGUCCUACAAUCAUCCAAAACAACCACACCGCAACCAACGAGACCACUUCUAAGGACAGUCAUGUUCAGGCUGGUCCUCGCUCAUCACCUCAAGGUAAUGGCACAGACAAUGACCCUGUCGGACACUGGUCGGGGAAUGUAACUACAUUUGGAGAGUUGCUCGCUAACAGCAGUUCAGUCAAGGAGGCGCCUGCUCAGGGGAACAGCUCAGAGUCCCCUUCAACAGCCAGCAGGAACUUCCUGAACAGACAGGUUCCCGCCACCACACAGGACCCCUGGACAACCGGCAACAGCUCAGGCCCCACCGUCGACUCCCCCCUGUCCCGAAUGACCAUCUGCUUGAGCAGGAUGGAUAUUGUGUGGAUCGUGCUGGCCAUCAGUGUGCCUGUGUCCUCGUGUUCCGUGCUGUUGACUGUGUGCUGUAUGAGGAAAAAGAAGAAGUCGUCAAGUCAAGAGAACAACCUCAGCUACUGGAACAACGCCAUCACCAUGGACUACUUCAGCCGGCACGCUGUGGAGCUGCCCAGAGAGAUACACACUCUGGAGAGUGAGGAGCAGGACACCUGUCUACCCCCUAAUGGAGACUACAGCGGCAGCAGCGUGGUCCUGGUUAACCCUUUCUGCCAAGAGACCCUCUUCAUCAACAGAGACAAAGCUUCUGCCAUCUAGAGACAGAAAAAGAGAGACGCUGUUGGACUGGACUGUCAAAAAUAACUGCAUUCUCCUCUUCUACUCCCCCUGCUGUUGUUGUCUAUUUUAUAUAUGUGGUAAAUAUUCAGAGACUUUGACUUUAUACUGUAUAUUACAAACACAAAGAGCAACCAGAAAGAAGAGUGAUGUAAACAGACACUAUUUACUAUGAGGAUGCACCUGCAUAUUUUUCUGAUGUACAUUUUCUACAAAAGGCUUAAUUGUGAUAAAGGUUUUUAUGUCUUUAUAAAAUACAGAGUAUACGUGGUUUUGUUUCAUUACAGUGGCUUGAUGGUGAGUGCACUGUGGAUGUUGCCACAUGAAAUCUGCUUUAGAGAGAGAAACGUGCUAUAAAAGCAUUAAAAGCUGUUUGUAAUUUUAUUUUUCCUUUUGAAAAUCAAUCCCAAAAUACUUAUAGCCUGUUGAACUUGAAUAUAGCACCUACCUACUUGGGGGGGAGAGAGAGAGAGGUUUCUGGCAAAAUACUGUAUGUGAAAUCUGGGCCCGUAUUUAUCAAACUUCUAAGAAAUACACUUAUGAAGGCUCUGAAGACGGAACUAAAAGAGUAAAAAAAAAAGUUAUUUGCUAAAAGUGAAGACUAAGCAACUUUCUCUUCCUUGCAGUGACCUUUUUAAGAGCAACUCUCAAGUGAUCACAUGACUGAUAAUGAUAAUAAGGAGAACUUAGUACCACAUUAACAAGUGCAGACAAUGAAGAUGAAGAAAGCGAUAACAAACUAAAUCAAUGGUCACUUUAUUCUUGUUGUUUUCACAGGAAAUGGUGGUGUAAGAUCCAAUCGAAAGCAAAUAAUUGGCUUCUGAAAAACGUAUUAUUAAUCAUGAUCAAUUAUAAUUUGCCAAUCACCCUAAAUCCUGUCUCAGAAAGCGGGUGGUCACUUCCCAUCUCUACAAUGUAGUCAUCUAAGAUCUCCUCGUGACCAACUUCAGAGACCUCUGAGGCUCUGUUAUAUUCAAGAGCAUUGCUAAGUGAUUGGAAAUUUGAUUCAUGGCUGUAAAAGUUUGAUAAAUACAGUUUCAGGUUUUAAUAGUUAAUCGGAACAGAGUUGGUGUGAUUUCUGGGUUUUCAUCCAGAUGUUUUUAAGAGAUGGUGCAUCUGUCAAUUAAAUAGAACUGGCUUAAAAUGCCUUUUCCCCCUCAUGUGUCACCAGCUUCUCUUAAGAGGGACCACGUAGAUGUCUUAAUUCCUUAUGUUGAGUUGUUGUUGGCCCUUUAUAUAUCUGUGAGUGAAUGCCCUGUUUGUGCAUGUAAGCAUACUGUGUGAGAGGGGUUGAGAUGUGCUGUAUGUGCUGCCCUCUUAACCAAAUACCACUGUUAUGUUGAGUCGAACAAGACUUUGCAUCACUUUUAGCUCAGUUUUAUCUGUUCCUGUGUGUGUGUGUGUGUGUGUGUGUGUGUGUGUGUGUGUGUGUGUGUGUGUGUGUGUGUGGUUUGUAUGCGUGCCUCUGUAUGUGUUUUGUUUAUCUCGGUCUCUCGUCUGUAUCGUGGAGUGGCUACUGGUUAUAGCCCAGUUUGAGAAAGACUCUCUCAGCGCCAUAGGAAACAAUUAGACCAACCUUGCUACUGUAAGUGUCUCCCUCCAUAAAUAACAUGUUUGUCCAUCAAUGCAAACCGUGUUUGUUUCAAGUACAAAUGUUGAAUGAUUGUGAAUUACUUGCUGGAUCACAUAAUAUGUGUUAGAGGCUGUCAAAAAUCUUGACCAAUGAAAAAUACUGAGAUAAAUAAUGUCUGCUGAAUAUUUACUGUGAGCACAUACAGAGGCAAUUUAAUUAAAAAAAAUGCGUUUGAAUGUUUUGUUUAAUUAUUGAAUUGGUGGUCCUUCUAUCAUCUGUUUUACUUUGCAUUGCUGCAGCUUUAUUCAAUAAUUACUGCUGCCUGCCUCUAUCGUCGCUAAAGAUUUUUCUGCAUUGUGAGAUAUUGUUCUUAAAUCACUGACACAAAAGGUGACGUCGAAUAACACAAAUAAACAUGUUGAUAUUUCCUGCAUUGGCUGCUCACAGCGGAGCUUGUUGUUUUGCACGCUCAAAAGUGGAUAUUUUACAAAAUGUUCAGUGGCACGGUGAAGCAGUGUUCAACAUUAUGUAUUUUUUGUACUGUAGUAUACACUGUACUUUUUACUGCUGAGCAAUAAAACAAACAAAAAACAC
Thunnus maccoyii (southern bluefin tuna) is the source of this 4494-nucleotide messenger RNA. It is a transcript of the gene tmem108, whose product is annotated as transmembrane protein 108. NCBI's taxonomy places the organism in Eukaryota, Metazoa, Chordata, Actinopteri, Scombriformes, Scombridae. The transcript is spliced from 5 exons. Gene Ontology annotation, cellular component: axon; postsynaptic density; early endosome. The record is from RefSeq and is a predicted model, not a curated record. Bases 636 to 2309 code for a protein of 557 amino acids. Gene Ontology annotation, biological process: dendrite extension; retrograde axonal transport; postsynaptic density organization.